Caenorhabditis elegans is the source of this 933-nucleotide messenger RNA. RefSeq names its product G-protein coupled receptors family 1 profile domain-containing protein (gene srsx-1). The transcript has 4 exons. Gene Ontology annotation, biological process: G protein-coupled receptor signaling pathway; signal transduction. NCBI's taxonomy places the organism in Eukaryota, Metazoa, Nematoda, Chromadorea, Rhabditida, Rhabditidae. Gene Ontology annotation, molecular function: G protein-coupled receptor activity. The coding region runs from base 1 to 933 and encodes 310 amino acids. Gene Ontology annotation, cellular component: membrane. The record is from RefSeq and is marked reviewed.
AUGGUCUCUGCGGAAAUAAUCAACCAGAUUUGCAUCGCAUCUGAAAUUGUUGUGUUCAAUAUUCUCGGACUUUUUGGACACUUCAAUUUUUUGUGCUUGACGUACAAAAAACCUGCAUUGCGAUCGAAAUCUUCUUACCUCCAAUGUGUCCUAAGCGUGUCGCACAUAAUUUGUCUUCUAUUCGAAAUCCCAAACGCCGCACUUCUGUUUACUGGGAUCAGGCUCAAGCGGAACGUAUGCUUUCCGGCAAUAUCGAUUUACGUAUUUUUCAUCUGCUUUCAAGCUGUAAUGAUACUCAUGCUGGUCAUCGAUUUAUUGAUCAUUGUUUUCUUCACCACUUUCUAUCGUAAAAUUGGAACCAUCAAUUAUAUUUCCAUGAUGCUAGUCAUUCCCUUUAUAUAUUCAGCAUUUACAGUUGCAUUGGGAUUUUUAAAAAUGAAUGAUGAAGUAAUAAUCUUUUGUAAUCCGCCAAUUGGGCUUCAUCCAGAUGUCGGCAGAUUUUGGUCAAUGUCAAAUGUUAUAUUCAAUACAAUCACACUCUUUUUAUUUGUGUUCUUAAUGAUUGUAUUCCACUUUAAAGGAAAGAAGCAGAAAAGUGACACUAGAAAGUUGAUGAAAAGUUUGAAAGUUUCCGUGAUUGUCUUCAUCUUCUCUUGGUACAUGUGCAUGCUUGCAAACGAUUUGUUUGUCGCAAUUGGAAUAACUGGGCCGCUUCUUGUAUUUUGUAAGAGCAAUAUGGUAUUUUUCGCACUCGUCUGUUUUGCCCAACCAUUUUAUGUGAUGCUGUGGAAGUCAUCGGAAUAUCGAGAUGCUUUCAUUGAUAUGUGGAGUUUCUUGGAAUGUGUGAAGAACCUGAAAUCUAGUAAAGUAUUGCACAAGGCUUCAAAUGUAUCAUCAGCUGCUCUUUCUGUGAAGAGAUCUAUCAAGCAAUAA